Molecule: messenger RNA, 3597 nt
Organism: Paramormyrops kingsleyae
Lineage: Eukaryota; Metazoa; Chordata; Actinopteri; Osteoglossiformes; Mormyridae
Product: band 4.1-like protein 3
Biological process (GO): cortical actin cytoskeleton organization; actomyosin structure organization
Cellular component (GO): plasma membrane; cytoskeleton
Molecular function (GO): structural molecule activity; actin binding
Source: RefSeq, a predicted model, not a curated record
CUGGUGCACGAGGACAGACUUUGGGGGAGUCAGCAGCCGCGACUGUGUGAAGGUACGACCUGCCAGCCGGAGGGGAGGAGGCAACACCCGCUUGAUCGCCAUGACGACCGAGGUAGGCACCGAAGCCGAGCCCAAGCAGGAGAGCCAGGGGCCCGCAGCGACACAGCCAGGGCCAACCCAGAGCACCCAGACGGCCUCUCAGUCUAACGGGGAGCAGUUCCCAGCCGCAGCCGGGCACAGCACACCCGCCAGGAAGGACCAGAACGGAGAGAGGCUUCUGGAAGGCACCCCCCCAGGGCGACACGACUACUUACAGUUUGAGGACGACAAAGCGUCUCAGAGGUCCUCGUCCAGCAAGCUCUCCAGAUCCCCAGGGAAAAGCUCCAAGAGGCCGAAGAACAUGCAGUGUAAGGUCACGCUCCUCGACGGGUCCGACUACACCUGCGUGGUGGAGAAGCGGGCAAAAGGCCAGGUGCUCUUCGACAAGGUCUGCGAACAUCUGAACCUUCUAGAACGGGAUUACUUCGGCAUCACAUUCCGAGACAGUGAAAACCAGAAGAAUUGGUUGGAUCCAGCUAAGGAAAUGAAGAAACAGAUAAGGAAUGGACCCUGGAAUUUUUCAUUCAAUGUCAAGUUUUACCCACCUGAACCCGCUCAGCUGUCAGAGGACAUCACAAGGUACUACCUCUGCCUCCAGCUGAGGGACGACAUCGUGUCGGGCCGCCUGCCCUGCUCGUUCGCCACGCACACCGUCCUGGGCUCCUACACGGUGCAGUCCGAGCUGGGUGAUUACGACCUGGACGAGUACGGCAGUGACUACGUCAGCGAGUUUCACUUUGCCCCAAACCAGACCAGGGAGCUGGAGGAGAAAAUUAUAGACCUGCACAAGACCUACAAGGGUAUGACUCCAGCUGAGGCUGAGAUGCAGUUCCUGGAGAAUGUCAAGAAGCUGUCCAUGUAUGGAGUGGACCUCCACCAUGCCAAGGACUCCGAGGGUGUGGACAUCAUGCUGGGCGUGUGUGCCAGCGGCCUGCUCAUCUACCGUGACAGGCUGCGCAUCAACCGCUUCGCCUGGCCCAAGGUGCUCAAGAUCUCCUACAAGAGGAACAACUUCUACAUCAAAAUCCGCCCCGGAGAGUUCGAGCAGUUUGAGAGCACGAUCGGAUUCAAGCUGUUGAACCACCGUGCGGCGAAGCGGCUGUGGAAGGUCUGCGUGGAGCACCACACCUUUUUCAGGUUGGUGUCUCCAGAACCCCCUCCCAAAAAGUUUCUCACGCUGGGCUCCAAGUUCCGCUACAGUGGUCGCACCCAGGCCCAGACCCGGCGGGCCAGCUCUCAGAUUGUUCGGCCUGCUCCUUACUUCGAACGCUCCUCCAGCAAACGCUACACCAUGUCACGCAGCCUGGACGGGGCUCAGCGGAAUAAUCCAAACAAUGCGCGGACAGUUUUUCCCGGAAAUAAACUGCCAUUCCGAGUAAAUGACAAUGGUCUAACAGCCCCCGUGUGUGAGAGCAAUGAAAUCCUAAUGAAGGAACCAAAGAUCACCCCGAAGCCAAGCCCCGCCCCCCGCACACCCGCUAAGGCGACACCCACCGUCGUGGCCACUGUGACGCCGGAGAAGGUGGUGAAGGAGGAGAUGAUUGAGGAAGAGGAGAAGACUGUGACCACGGAAGCGUCGGAGCCAAUCCCACUCACACCAGUCCAUCUAGAGGCAAAGAACAACAGUGAGUGGACGGACACCAUCGUGGAUGGCGAGACGGCCACGGAGUCAGACCAAGAGGAUUUAUCAGAAUUGAAGACUCAGGAAACAGACAGGACCCCGGAGGAAGAGGCGAAACAACAGACCAACAUUCGAGAGCUGAGGCGUACAUUUCUGGAGACAGGCGUAGACACCAGCAUUCUGACAGAGUGGGAGAAGAGGCUGGCCACAUCCCCAGUGCGGUCCCCGAGGGCAGAGGAGGCACCCAUGAUCGAGCCGCUCACGCCCGACGACGUCAAAGAGGAGACCAGGGAGAUGGAAGCCAGUGGUGUAGAUGUGAAGCUGGACCUUUUUGACACCACUGUCUCCACGGAGUUUGAUGGGUGGGUUAUUGUAAACAACGUGGCUAAAGUAGCAGAGCAGAAAAGUACAAUGACCUGUAAAGUUACAACUGUAAGCAGCACUGAAGGAGCUGAAGGAGUUCACAAGGGUGAUGAUGUCAGAGAGUCUGAGGACAUUCCCCGGAAAGAAGAAAAAAAGCCUAAAACCUCCUCUUCAGCAAAGACCUAUAGCAAGGUAUCGGAGAAAGUGGUUACCAUCACAGCGCUCUCAAGCAAUGGCGGGCCAGCCACUCCAACCAGCGAGAGGCUCUCCCCUCAGGUCAAGAUAAUCCCAGUGUCACCCAAUUAUGGGACCCCAGGACCGGUUCCAACAGAAGAAAAAGAUGUGCUGAUCACCGUUAAGGGAGCCGAGACUCCCUCGCCCACCAAGGCUACCGUGGGGACCGUGAGGACUAUGGUAGCUGUCAGCCCAUCCGAGGAGAUGGGGGAGGCGAAAAGGCCCGAGGUCAAGCUGCAGGUGGAUGUGGCACAGAAAGAAAAGGCUCGAGGCUCUUCUCUGGUUGAGCUGGAGUUGCCCAUUCCCGCUCCACGCUACUUUACCAAAACCUCACCUACGGCUAGAGCAGUGCCUAAGCCGACGUUUGACGAGAUGUCGCCAGAGCUCACGGCUCUGCUGCGGUCUGCACGGGAACAAGCCGGCACCAUGGAGUGGGCUGCCCCUACCUCGCCCGGUCAGACCAUUCUCAAGGACACAAUUGUCGUGACAUCAGUGCACUCUCAGCGGUCGCAUCAGGAGCAGACAACGACGACAGCUGUGACACAGUCCCCGGCAACAGAGACAGGAUCUCCGAGCUUUGGCGGUGUAGAACAUCAACCCAAGAAGGAGUUGGAGACCAUGGAUACACAGGAGGUCUGCACAGAGAGCAGAACGAAGAUUACUCACGGGACAUCACAGGACGAGGCGGCCAGCGGAGGUACCAGCGCGGAGGUCCUGACAAGCGGCCAGACCAUCACAUCGGAAACAGGAAGCACGACCACCACCACGCAUAUUAUGAAGACCGUAAAGGGAGGCAUCUCCGAAACAAGGAUCGAGAAGAGAAUCGUGAUAACAGGCGAUGCGGACAUUGACCACGACGAGGCUCUGGCUCAGGCCAUUAAGGAAGCCAAGGAGCAGCACCCUGACAUGUCGGUGACCAAAGUAGUGGUGCAUAAAGAGACGGAGAUCUCGCCUGAGGAAGGAGACGAGUGACACCUGGCUUAAACCCUCACCCUUCAGAGGACACUUUUUUGCUUCAUGCUGUAUGGAAUAUGACACCCUUUGGGGCAUAAAGUUUGGCUUCCAGCAGUUCCAUAAAAUAAAUUCAUACUUCACAGCACCGGAGCACUGCGAACCUAAUCACCCAUUCACACACAAAGCAGCAUCUGGUGUAGCUCCCGGUUAGUGUAAUCUGUCCAUGGACAAUGUGUGUUGCAUGAAAAGGGAUCCGUUUAGCCUAUGUGUCCUUGCCCCCACCCCAUAAAAAAAUAAAGUUAUUAAAAGUCCCCAUUAAGUACAAA